Molecule: messenger RNA, 2847 nt
Organism: Dromiciops gliroides (monito del monte)
Lineage: Eukaryota; Metazoa; Chordata; Mammalia; Microbiotheria; Microbiotheriidae
Gene: FAM161A
Product: FAM161 centrosomal protein A
Exons: 7
Coding region: 389-2527 (712 amino acids)
Biological process (GO): cilium organization
Cellular component (GO): ciliary basal body; cilium; photoreceptor connecting cilium
Source: RefSeq, a predicted model, not a curated record
CCCUUCUAAAGGAAACCUGUUCGAAGAACGCUCUGUGGCUCCUUCAAAUGGGUUAUGUGCACGUGUCGUGAUGUCAUCAAUCACCCGGCGAUUACGCCGAAACCCGAAGAGCCGGGAGGGAAGGAAAGGGACCCCCUAAGGCCAAGUGUUAAAAAGGGGAGGAGGGAAACACCAAUGGACUUGCAGGUGUCCUUAGGAAGCCCCGGGCCGUAGCUCCCGGCUUCGGGGCGAGGGCUUUAGUCCCUCGAGAGCUCCCGUAGGGCGGCGGGCGGUGUCCCAGGUUACGGCACCCAGGCAACGGCCACGCCCCCUACGGGAAGCCACCCCCUGCUGGUCCUGAGUUCGCUUAGCUCAAACCGCGGCGGGCAAGUAGCAUCUGCCCUGAACCAUGGACGCUUCCCGUCGGGCGGCCAUGCUCGCCUCUUUCAGUUUCCAGGCCCCUUUAGAUCCCCGCUCCAAGUCGCCACGCUUCGCCUUCUACGAUCAGGAGUGCGCCGGGGAGGAGGAAAAGACUGAGGAGGAGGAUGAUUUUGAUACUGACAUUUCUAUGGUGGACGAACAGAGCUUUCAUGAGAAUAGGAGCUUUGAGGACUUAGUGAGCACUUCUGAAAUGUAUGACUCCAAUCAAGAGUAUUACAGGAAGUUAGAAGAGCUAAAGGCAGCCCACAUGAAAACAAUGGCCAAAUUGGAGAAGCUGUAUCAAAAUAAAUUACAUUUAAAGGGAGUGCAGCCAGAGACCAUGGAGGAAGAAAGGCCUGGCCCAUGUUUAAGCUCAGUGUGGAUCAACUCUUCCUAUCAAACUUCCAUUUUGCAAAAAUCAUUUUCUGAGCCUGAUUUGAAUCAGCCUUCUUCCAUUAGUGUAUCAGAUAUGUCUGAAAGUGGAUUUUCCAACAUAGAAAAAGAAAACAUAAAUGAAGUAAAAAUGAUGGCUUCUGCUAAAGAAUACAUCAAGAACAUGUGGAAUGAUUUUUCGGUGAAAGACUAUGUUUAUGUUCACUCUGACAGUUCCGAUUCACCAGUAGUUGAAAAACCAGAGAAGAAACCAAAGGAAUGGGCUCCAAAGAUUACGGUGCCCAAGCCCUUUCAAAUGACCAUCCGAGAAGACCGGAAAAAAAAAGAAUGGCUCAAGUCCCGGUCAGAGACAGAGAUGGCAUUUAAACUGCUGAAAAAGCAAGAAGAAGAACUUGCCCGGAAAAAAAGGUUCCGAGCCAAUCCUGUGCCUGAAUCUGUCUUCCUCCCCCUUUAUCAUGAAAUACUGGAGAGGAAUGAAGAAAGGAAGAAGAUGGUGAAGGAGAGAAGCAAAAAGAUCCUUCUGGCGUCCCAAAAGCCAUUUACGUUUAUCGCAAGGGAAGAGCAGAAGAAAGAAGCUCGGAAGGUGCAGCUGGCUGACGAGCCGAAGCCUGAAAAGAAACAGAAUCAAUUUAAAGCGAAACCUGUUCCCAGGUCUACCUACAGCUCAACUCUCAGCAACAGACUAAAGGAGGAGGAGUUCUUCAGAGAAAUUAGGGUCCACAUGAGAGCGCAGGAGCUCUUACAGAAGUCGUCACUGCCCAGAAACAUGCAGGCUCACCAGUCCCCCAAGAGGAAGACAAAACACACAGAGCAGAGGGAGAAGACCAGGUACAGGAACAAGGUCAAGUACCAGGUGCCCGACUUCGAAACCCUCCACAUGAGGUUUCAGAAGCAGCUCUUGGAACAGAAGAAUCCCAGGCCCACCACGGUCUGUGAGCCAUUUGAUCUUCUAACUUUGCGAAUUCCCUCCAAAAAGGAGAAAAUUUUGGAAGACAUUCAGGCCGACGAAGAACGUUUAAAAGAAACACGUUGGCCCUAUCUGUCUCCUAGGGGAAAAGUACAGGCAAGGUACUCAAAGACCGAGUAUCCCCUUUGUGAAUCAAGUGAAUCAGAAUCUCCCAGACCUACUGUGUCUUCAAGAAGAAGACAGCAAGCCAUCAGGAGAUCCCUUGAGGAAAAGAAAACAUUAGAAGAAGACCGAAAACGGAGUCUAGCUAAGCAGAGGCAAAGAAUGAGAGAAUUGCAGAAAGUCCUGAUGGCCCGAGCUCGGGCUGUUGAUACUCACCAAAGUUUAGCUCAAAUGUCUAAAUCCAGAAUGACAACGCUCAGAAGGAAUGAAAAGGAAAGGAUGAAAGAGUACCUACAAGAACUAGAAGAAAUAGAAAAGAAAUUGAAGAAGAGGCCAUUACUGUUUGAAAGAGUUGCUCAGAAAAAUGCAAGAAUGUCAGCAGAACAGCAUUAUUCUAACACUUUAAGAGGACUAGGACUUUGUGACGAGUUUGUGUCAAAGAAAGGCCAAAAGGCAGAAGACUUGACAGACCAAGAGAUUGAAAACUACUCAGAAGAUGAAGUGAGCCUUGAUGAAGACAAACUAGAACACAGGGGAGAAAAUGAUGAUCAGAAUGACUUUGUCAGACAAGAUGGUCUCAAUCACGACAAUGAAAGUAACGAAGAUAGUUCAGAAGAAAACUCUGCAUUGUUGGAGAAGAAAGUGGGAACAAGAGAAGCUUUUUAAAAGUACCACAUUUCUGUUGAUUACAGCCAAGAACUGACUUGUAUUAAGUACUUCAUGGAGGCACAUUCUUUAGAUACAGGUCUGCUGCAGUCUAGAAAAUGUUGGGUUUCUGUAUACAUUUUUAUCUUUUUUUAAAAAUCCCAAAUCAUUGCACAUGGAUGCUUUGUAAGUAAAUCAUGCAUAUGCCUCUUUCAAAGAAAUGUGAAGACAUUUUUAAAAAAUAAGUAUUAAUAUGCAAUUAUGGCUUCUGCAUUUUGUCUUUUUAUGUACUGUUGAUUACAUGUGAAUAAGCAUUUGUAGUUCAAAUAAAAGAGUUCUUA